Molecule: messenger RNA, 2349 nt
Organism: Procambarus clarkii (red swamp crayfish)
Lineage: Eukaryota; Metazoa; Arthropoda; Malacostraca; Decapoda; Cambaridae
Product: protein starmaker-like
Source: RefSeq, a predicted model, not a curated record
AUGGAGAGCAACAUGAGUGCCAACAUCGAGAGCAACACGAGUGCCAACAUAGAGAGCAACACGAGUGCCAACAUAGAGAGCAACAUGAGUGCCAACAUAGAGAGCAACAUGAGUGCCAACAUGACACCACUGGGCACGAUAUCCAAGACCUCAAGGCAGACACCACUGGGCACGAUAUCCAAGACCUUAAGGCAGACACCACUGGGGGACGAUAUCAAAGACCUCAAGGCAGACUCCACUCGGCACGAUAUCCAAGAUCUCAAGGCAGACACCACUGGACACGAUAUCCUAGACCUCAAGGCAGACACCAGUGGGCAUGAUAUCCAAGACCUCAAGGCAGACAACACUGGGCACGAUAUCCAAGACCUUGAGGCAGACACCACUGGGCGCGAUAUCCAAGACCUCAAGGCAGACACCACUGGGCACGAUAUCCAAGACCUCAAGACAGACACCAGUGGGCAUGAUAUCCAAGACCUCAAGGCAGACAACACUGGGCACGAUAUCCAAGACCUUAAGGCAGACACCACUGGUUUGGAGACCCCUGGUCUAGACCUCAAGGUAGACACCAGUGGGCACGAUAUCCUAGACCUCAAGGUAGACACCAGUGGGCACGAUAUCCUAGACCUCAAGGUAGACACCAGUGGGCACGAUAUCCAAGACCUCAAGGUAGACACCAGUGGGCACGAUAUCCAAGACCUCAAGGUAGACACCAGUGGGCACGAUAUCCUAGACCUCAAGGUAGACACCAGUGGGCACGAUAUCCAAGACCUCAAGGUAGACACCAGUGGGCGCGAUAUCCUAGACCUCAAGGCAGACACCAGUGGGCGCGAUAUCCUAGACCUCAAGGCAGACACCAGUGGGCACGAUAUCCAAGACCUCAAGGCAGACACCAGUGGGCGCGAUAUCCUAGACCUCAAGGCAGACACCAGUGGGCGCGAUAUCCUAGACCUCAAGGUAGACACCAGUGGGCACGAUAUCCUAGACCUCAAGGUAGACACCAGUGGGCGCGAUAUCCUAGACCUCAAGGCAGACACCAGUGGGCGCGAUAUCCUAGACCUCAAGGCAGACACCAGUGGGCGCGAUAUCCUAGACCUCAAGGUAGACACCAGUGGGCACGAUAUCCUAGACCUCAAGGUAGACACCAGUGGGCGCGAUAUCCUAGACCUCAAGGCAGACACCAGUGGGCGCGAUAUCCUAGACCUCAAGGCAGACACCACUGGGCACGAUAUUGAAGACCUCAAGGCAGACACCACUGGACACGAUAUCCAAGACCUCAAGGCAGACACCAGUGGGCACGAUAUCCAAGACCUUAAGGCAGACACCAGUGGGCACGAUAUCCAAGACCUCAAGGCAGACAACACUGGGCACGAUAUCCAAGACCUCAAGGCCGACACCACUGGGCACGAUAUCCAAGACCUCAAGGCAGACACCACUGGGCGCGAUGUCCAAGACUUUAAGGCAGACACCACUGGGCGCGAUAUCCAAGACCUCAAGGCAGACAACACUGGGCACGAUAUCCAAGACCUUAAGGCAGACACUACUGGGCGCGAUAUCCUAGACCUUAAGGCAGACACCAGUGAGCACGAUAUCCAAGACCUAGAGACAGACACCAGUGGGCAUGAUAUCCAAGACCUCAAGACAGACACCAGUGGGCAUGAUAUCAAAGACCUCAAGACAGACACCACUGGGCACGAUAUCCAAGACCUCAAGGGAGGCACCACUGGGCACGAUAUCCAAGACCUUAAGGCAGACACCACUGGGCGCGAUAUCCAAGACCUCAAGACAGACACCAGUGGGCAUGAUAUCAAAGACCUCAAGACAGACACCACUGGGCACGAUAUCCAAGACCUCAAGGCAGACAACACUGGGCACGAUAUCCAAGACCUUAAGGCAGACACCACUGGGCACGAUAUCCAAGACCUUAAGGCAGACACCACUGGGCACGAUAUCCAAGACCUCAAGGCAGACAACACUGGGCACGAUAUCCAAGACCUCAAGGCAGACACCACUGGGCACGAUAUCCAAGACCUCAAGGCAGACAACAGUGGGCACGAUAUCCAAGACCUCAAGGCAGACAACACUGGGCACGAUAUUCAAGACCUCAAGGCAGACACCAGUGUGCGCGAUAUCCAAGACCUCAAGGCAGACAACACUGGGCACGAUAUCCAAGACCUCAAGGCAGACAACACUGGGCACGAUAUUCAAGACCUCAAGGCAGACACCAGUGUGCGCGAUAUCCAAGACCUCAAGGCAGACAACACUGGGCACGAUAUCCAAGACCUCAAGGCAGACAACACUGGGCGCGAUAUCCAAGAAAAACGCCAGUUCAUCUACGAAUCAACGUCAUGA